AUGGCGCCGGAGCAGCAGCAUGCUGGUGGGGUAGAAGUUGAUGAGGUACCCCAGGGCUCCAUAAGCGCUCAGGCCACGGACGAUUCGCAAGCAUCGGACAACGAUGGCGGAGAGCGCCCGGUUCGCAACAAGCUCAAGGAAACGUCCAUCACCUCGGUCUCCAAGACUGACGAUGCUCGCCAGGAGGAGGGCAACACCAGCCGAGACAGCAGCCGGGGCCGCAAACGGUCUUUCGACGAGGAUCAGACCGAGAAGAUGGAAGAUGACUUGGGCCAUCGACGGAAGAGGUCGCGCGACUCGAAUACGGAAGAGGAGAACAUCGCUGCUGCCGUCGACGCACCGUCGCAGUCAGUGGAGGACCUUUCACGCAAGAUCCUGAGCCCGAAGAAGAAGCGGAGUCGCGACCAGUUGGACAAAGAUGAGGCGAAGCCUGCGGAGACAACGGAACACGUCGAUCAAUCGGUCCCUGAGAAGGAUAUUGCGACGGAGGAACCUGUUGCCGAGGGAGAACCCGAGAAGAAGAGACAUCGGGAUGAUUCACAGGAGCGGGAGAAGGCCCCGAUCCCCAGUGCAUUCGCCAACACUUCGUCCGUGUCGCCUUUCGCGUCACUAGGUGCUGCUUCCACGAAGACAGAAGGAUCCUCUAAUCCUAGCCCAGUCAAGUCCUCAUCGGCCUUCGCAGCGUCGAGCUUGGCGGCGUUUGCUACCUCGGAACAGUCACCCUUUGGCGCUCUGGGUAGCUCCGCUUCCUCCUCUGUCUUCAAGUCGCCGACACCUUCGGAUGCCGGCAAGCCCGCCGUUACCGGAUUUGGCGCCCCGACUGGCGCAUCAGGUGUACCUUCCCUGGGCUCUGGUUUUGCGAGCUUCAGCGGUGGUUUUGGCUCCGCAGCACCCAGUGGCGGUCUCACAAGUUUUGCUUCCCCGACGACACCCAGUGCUUUUGGCAGCUCUAAAUCUAGCGCGUUUGGGCAGCCCGAGGAAGAAGAGAAGGAGGAGGAGGCCGAUGAGGCGGCUGAUGCCGGUCCGGGCGAGUUUGAGCAGGACAAGACGGACGAACGAUUCUUCGAGCGACCGAUUGAAACGGGCGAGGAGAACGAGAAGACAUACUUCUCUUGCAAAGCGAAGCUGUUCCAGUUCAGCAACAAGGAAUGGAAGGAACGCGGGAUCGGCACUUUCAAGGUCAACGUGCGGGUGACCGACGGGGUGGAGGAUAAGAAGGCGGCCCGGAUGAUCAUGCGUGCGGAUGGAGUGUUGCGAGUAAUGCUGAAUACGCCUAUCUUCAAGGGGAUGACGGUGGGCGACGCAUCGGGCCAGGAGCCCAAGUCGAAGCAGAUCCAUCUUGCCAGUCUGGAGGAGGGUCGAUCGGUUCCGCUAUUGUUGCGGACGGGGAAUGAGGACCUGGCUAAAGAGCUGUACAGGGUGGUGAAGGAGUUGCAGACGCAUCAGUGA
Molecule: messenger RNA, 1449 nt
Organism: Aspergillus homomorphus CBS 101889
Lineage: Eukaryota; Fungi; Ascomycota; Eurotiomycetes; Eurotiales; Aspergillaceae
Product: Ran-binding domain-containing protein
Exons: 6
Coding region: 1-1449 (482 amino acids)
Biological process (GO): intracellular transport
Cellular component (GO): cytoplasm; nuclear pore
Molecular function (GO): GTPase activator activity
Source: RefSeq, a predicted model, not a curated record